CCCCGGUAGUUUGGUCGUUCAUGAACACUUAUUACCAAGUGCAAACUACGGUUGACAGAUAAGCCACUGUGAGCUAUAACCAAGUUUAAGGAUGACGGAAACGUAUGACAAACCGAAGACAAUCGAUCUAAGAAAGAAGCACAUCGGGCCGUCAUGCAAGGUCUUCUUCAGCCACGACCCAAUCAAAAUCGUCCGAGCCAAAGGCCAGUACAUGUAUGAUGAGAGCGGGGAGCGGUACCUGGACUGCAUCAACAACGUGGCCCAUGUGGGUCACUGUCACCCAGAUGUGGUGCGUGCCGGUGCUGAGCAGAUGGAGCUCCUCAACACUAACUCCCGCUUCCUGCAUGAUAACCUGGUCCAGUAUGCCCAGCGCCUUCAGGCCACCCUUCCAGACAAGCUCUCCGUCUGCUACUUUGUCAACUCUGGAUCUGAGGCCAACGACCUAGCCCUCCGCCUUGCCUGGCAGUACACGGGCCACAAAGACAUCAUCACCUUGGAUCACGCGUACCACGGCCAUGUCUCCUCCCUCAUCGCCAUCAGCCCGUAUAAGUUUCACCAGCUGGCGGACUUGGAACGGGACCUGUCUGUUCACGUGGCUCCCAGUCCUGAUAUCUACAGAGGGAAGUACCGUGAGGAUCACCCUGACCCAGCCACAGCGUAUGCGGAUGAGGUCCUCAACAUCAUCCAGAGAGCCCACGGCAAGGGCCGCAAGAUUGCUGCUUUUAUUGCCGAGUCGCUACAGAGUUGUGGAGGGCAGGUGAUUCCUCCGCCGGGCUACUUCCAGAAAGUGGCAGAGCAUGUGCGGCGGGCGGGCGGCGUCUUCAUCGCCGACGAGGUACAGGUGGGCUUCGGCCGCGUGGGCUCCCACUUCUGGGCCUUCCAGCUGCAGGGCGAGGACUUCACGCCUGACAUCGUCACCAUGGGCAAGCCCAUCGGGAACGGACACCCCUUGUCCUGCGUGGUCACCACCCGCGAGAUCGCCGAGGCCUUCAUGUCCUCCGGGAUGGAGUACUUCAACACGUUCGGGGGCAAUCCGGUCUCCUGCGCCAUCGGGCUGGCCGUCCUGGACGUCAUUGAGAAGGAAGAUCUCCAAGGCAACGCAGCACGCGUGGGGAACUACCUGAAUCGGCUCCUGGCACAGCUGAAGGAGACACACCCCCUGGUUGGGGACAUCAGGGGCGUUGGCCUGUUUGUCGGGGUGGAACUGGUGAGAGACAGAGCAAAGCGGACACCAGCCACGGCUGAAGCCCAGGAAGUCAUUUACAAACUGAAAGAGCAGCACAUCCUCCUCAGUGCGGAUGGGCCCCACAGGAAUGUUCUGAAGUUCAAGCCGCCAAUGUGCUUCUCCGAGGAGGACGCCAAGUUCGCCGUGGACAAGAUCGACGAGAUCCUCACAGUGAUCGAGAAAGCGACAGGCCUUGCUAUGCUCGCCAAGGCUGGUUCUGGGAAUGGGGCCUGCAAACGAACAAUGAACUGUGAGGAGAACGGACAUCACCUCUUGAACGGAAAGGAGCAUGUCAGUGAAUCCUAUGGUCAAGGAGACCUCACGGGGGGCAGGCCACAGGUUAUUGGCCACUGCGCCACUCCCACGCUGUUCUCGCAGGACAAUUGGCCAGGCAGCUGCGGUCACGCUGCGGUCAGCACAGGAGAUCGCUGGGCGAAGGAAACAAACAGCUGCCCAGGCGGCCUGGAGAGAAAGCCAAUGAGGGAGUAG
Molecule: messenger RNA, 1714 nt
Organism: Megalops cyprinoides (Indo-Pacific tarpon)
Lineage: Eukaryota; Metazoa; Chordata; Actinopteri; Elopiformes; Megalopidae
Gene: etnppl
Product: ethanolamine-phosphate phospho-lyase
Exons: 14
Coding region: 92-1714 (540 amino acids)
Cellular component (GO): mitochondrion
Molecular function (GO): ethanolamine-phosphate phospho-lyase activity; transaminase activity; pyridoxal phosphate binding
Source: RefSeq, a predicted model, not a curated record